Messenger RNA from Manduca sexta (tobacco hornworm), 1476 nucleotides. Its product is annotated as fatty acid-binding protein, heart-like. Gene Ontology annotation, biological process: fatty acid transport. Bases 62 to 475 code for a protein of 137 amino acids. The transcript has 4 exons. Gene Ontology annotation, cellular component: nucleus; cytosol. Lineage: Eukaryota; Metazoa; Arthropoda; Insecta; Lepidoptera; Sphingidae. Gene Ontology annotation, molecular function: fatty acid binding. The record is from RefSeq and is a predicted model, not a curated record.
UCACACACGUAACUGAUAACGGAUACAGCUGAACGCAGUACGCUCGAACCGACCGCGAAUAAUGGAACCGUAUCUGAACAAGAAAUACGUGCUCGUUAAUUCGAAACAUUUUGAAGAUUACCUCACGUAUAUAGGCGUGGGAUAUUUCGCAAAGAAGAUAGCGCUCAAUCUGAAACCCGUGCAGUGUUUGACCCUUAACGAAGACGGUACGCACACAUUCGAUUUCGUAUCUCCCAUCACUAGUUCAUCAGUGACGUUCAAAUCUGGAGAGGAAUUCGACGAAGUGAAACCCGACGGUGUGAAGGUGAAAUCGACCAUCACAUUAGACGGCAAUAAGAUGACACACGUGCAAGUAGAAGGCAACGGAAGGAUCUCGAAACACGUCCGAGAAUUCUUUCACGACAAACUUAUAGUAACCACGACGGCUCCGGGCUUGGACAAGGCUGUGAUUAGAGAAUUUAAAGUAAUGGAAUAAUUACACUUAAUAGUAUUAUUGAUCAAUUUCAUUUCAACACGCUUAUGCGUUUAUAAUUGUAUUCUAAAUUCAAAAUUCUGAUCAUAUACUUACUUAUUUAUAAACUUGUUUUAGCGUUAUGAGGUGGUUAAGAAUUGCUUAAAUAGCUAGUUUAAACUAUAUUAAGAGGCAAGGUGGCGGGUUUUGACUUAAAACUGAUCUAGUAAAUUUGUGUUUUAACUAAGCAUAGCUUUGUGAAGUUUUUAUAAGUAAGUCUGAUAAAAUACAGGAAUUAAUGUAUAGGUAUAAUAUCAAGUAGUGUUUUGGACAAAACGCGACGAUUUGAAACGCGGAAUAAAUAUUAUGAAAAGGUGGACAAAGAUUAUUACGAUUAUUUUCGUGUAACAGUUUGUUUGUUUGAACGCGAUCUCAGGAACUACUAAACCAAUUUUGAUUUAUUUUCCCUAAUAAUAAGCUACAUUACUCGUGAGUGCUAAAGGCUACUUUUUAUUCCGACAAAAUAUAAAGAAAAACAUUUUCACGGGGGCGGAACCGCGAGCAAAAGCUAGUAUAUAUUACAUUACUAAUAACUAUGUUAAUGUAUAAUAGUUUAAUACUAUUUAUUUAUAUUUGAAUACUUAAUCCCAUGUGCCACACACCUGCCUUUAUUUUGUGUACCAAGAAUUGAUUCUGAGAAGGCCUAAGGCACAAAGUCCACCUGUACAAUGUACAUCCUUAUGUUUGUACAAAUAAAUAUAAAACAUGAUACAGAUUAAAUUCAUUUUUAAUCGCCUGCCAACAUAAUGUAACCACAUAAGUAGCUGUAUAUUUCAAAUCACUUCAAUGCCUUUCUUUUUAUUUUUGUGAGGAAAAAAUAAUCUUCCUGAGAAUAGAAAUUUGCAUUGAUUUGAAAUUAAGAAACUGUUUAGUUAGAAUGUGGGUGCAUAUGCAUAUAUCAUCUAUACAAUCUCAAAAGAAAAUCCUAAAUUGAUAUGAUAAUAAAAAGUGUUUGUUAAGAUCUA